Molecule: messenger RNA, 1411 nt
Organism: Lucilia sericata (common green bottle fly)
Lineage: Eukaryota; Metazoa; Arthropoda; Insecta; Diptera; Calliphoridae
Product: transmembrane protein 256 homolog
Exons: 3
Coding region: 161-679 (172 amino acids)
Source: RefSeq, a predicted model, not a curated record
UUGAUUUUGACAGUAUCACGACAACUGUUUGUGUAUAAAAAACAAUCAGCUGUUUUAGCCAGACAAUCUUGUAUGAAUUCAGCUUUAUUUACCGUUUUAUUUGUGAGGCUUCCCGACAGAACACCAAUUGUCUAAGAAAUUUAUUUCUUGCUGAACAACAAUGUCCUGGGGAGAAACAUUAACUUACAUAACUGUUGGUAAUCCCAUCAGUCAGGCUGUGCUGACUUCAGCUUCGGCUGUCUUGAAAGGAGCAGGCAUUAAACCGAAACAAGUUGAAGGCUCUGUUGUUUUGCCUCCUCCGAAACCAAUAACUAUGUGGGAUCUAACUAGCAAGAACUAUCAUUUUGUGCGUUUAGCUGGUAUAAGUGGAGCUACUGCCGUUAUUAUGGGCGCUUAUGGCAAGCAUAGUUUAGCCAAAAUCUAUGAUAUUCAGGAGAAAUUGGAAGCAAAAGCUGUAUUCGAAACGGCUAAUAGAUUCCACUUUUUACAUUCAUUUGCAUUAUUGGCCAUGCCAUUAGCCCGUCGACCGGCUUUGACUGGAUCAUUAAUGGCAGCUGGUUGUUUGUUAUUUUGUGGCCCCAUGUACUAUCGUGCUUUGACUGGCGACAAAACCUUUAUACAAGUGGCCACCUGUGGUGGCUUUUGUUUGAUUGCAGCCUGGGCAUCAUUAAUUUUCUAAAAAAUAAUACAAAAAAACUAAAGUAUUUAAUACGUUUUAUUGUCUAUUUAUAAAAUAGUUGUGUAUCCAAUCUCUGAUGAAAGAAUAUCAUUCAUUCAAAAUGUUUGUUAUGCUCUAGUUAAUUACAUACAUACAUACGUACAUAUACAAACAAAAUUUGAAAUUUAUGUUAAGCUUUAUACUUUUUUUAAUACAUACUCUUCGUAUAUAUGGUAAUUUGUAAUAUCAUCAAUGUAAAUUGUAAUACAAUUGUUUAGUUUUUGUUUUUAAGCUUUCGUUAUUUUUGUAUUUAUAUUUAGUUUAUACAUAUUUUUUUAAGUUUCUCUUUUGUAAAAUAAUUACUUCCUAGUUUAUUGAAAUGUUCUAAAUGAAAACGGUUUUUAUUGUAAUCUCAGUGGUAGGUGUAUAGAAAGUUUGUAUAGUAUGAUUUUAUUUAAUUUAUUUUUAGUUAUUUUAAAAUAUUCUAUCAUUGUUGUUAAACUUUUAAUUUAUGUUUUUUAUUCAUGCAAAAUAUUUAUUAUUUUUUUCUCAUUAAAUUAUCUGUUGUAAUUCAAAAGUUGAUUUUUUGAAUAUUUACAAUAGUUUUUACAUUUUAACGGAUUUCAGUUAUUUUAAAUUGCCAAUUCUAAAAAUGUAGUGUUUUUGAAAAAUAAACGAAUGAUGAAAUUAAGUGCUUUGUAUGGAUUUUUAUGUAAAAAAAAUCUUUUAAAUAAAUACCAAAGCUCAAUAAAU